Messenger RNA from Meleagris gallopavo (turkey), 663 nucleotides. The record is from RefSeq and is a predicted model, not a curated record. Lineage: Eukaryota; Metazoa; Chordata; Aves; Galliformes; Phasianidae.
UCCUUCAAGGGGCUACCACUUGCCACUUGUGGAGGCAGUACCACGAUCAUGGGCUGUUCUACAGCUUCCCACAACCAUCAUCUACUGCUCAGCUGUUUGGCCUGCAGAGAUGGGCAAACAAAGGUAAAGCCUGAGUUUCCUUGUCCUUGCAGCACUGAAAAAGCUCAGAGGCAGCAGUGACCUGGGAGAGGAGCUGGAGGAGAUGCUAGCUGAACAGGCUGCUGCCAAAGGUCAGAGAGCGAAGAAGCCCUGGGAGCUGUUCCGAAACCCAGCAGUGAGGUGGCAGCUGAUAAGCAUCAUCGUGCUGAGCAGUGCCAUGCAGCUCUGCGGGAACGAUUCGAUGUACUUUUAUGCAGCUUAUGUGUUCCAGGAGGCUGGAAUUCCUCAGGACACAAUCCCGUAUGUUGUCAUCGGCACAGGGAGCUGUGAACUGAUCACGUCUGUAACUUGUAACAUGAUUAUAGACUACGCUGGCCGGAGGCCACUGCUGCUGGGAGGAUACAUCCUGAUGGCAGGAUGGGCCACCGUCUUCAUGGUCGCUCUGAGCCAGCAGGUAAUAAACUUCAAUGGAUUAUUUAAGAGAAAUGCAAUUGGCCUUUGCUUUUUAUGUGAUUGGGGUGUCGAGCGGUGGCCAGUAACAGUAAGUGCUCUGAUUGGCUUUUU